UUCACCGUGUCGUCAUCCAUUCAAUUAUUUCCUGAUCUUAAUCAAGUCGUCUGCUCUCAUUAAGUCCCUUGUCUGCUACACCAGUAAUUGGAUCUUUUCUAGAAUAGAGCGACGGGAUUUGUCUUCAACAAUAUUCUUGCCUAGCCGUGGAGUGCUGUACAGCUGAUACGUAAUCAAGUGAAGCGAUAACUGCCUGGCCCUCGAGUUACAACUUCGAUAAUAACCUUGCAAACUACCGAAAGAAAUAUGGACACCCCACAGUAUCCAGGAUAUCCAUCACACUACUGGUACCCUCAAUCUCAUCCCACGGGGCACUAUGCAAAUACCUAUCCCCCUGGAUCAGAUGGCCAGCCACAGUAUAACCCACAGGUAAUUUCAGGAGGUUAUCCAAAUGGCCAUGGUGUCUACAACCCAGCCCAGGGUCAAUAUUCAACGAGUGGGUUUCACCCAUCCAACCCUUUCUACUGUGCUGACCCUCAGAGAACGCCUCCAGUUUCUUAUCCUAGUCAGAGCUGUCCUGCAGAACAAAGCAGUGGGCAAGCUGGUCAGCCACAUUCACAAAACCAUCACUAUCCUGGUAUACACUGUCAAGGGGGUCCUGGAUAUCCUCAAGUACCAUAUUCUCACUACAGCGAAAGUGGUCAUGCUAUGCCUCCAAACACGCUAUAUCCCACGGGCCAGUCUCUGCACUCCAACUCCCAGGCGGAAACUUGGGCACACCCUGGGACAUACGCACCCUCACAGCAACAAUGGCAGCCAGGCCAACAGCUUCCCCCAAAUCAUUAUGGAAAUCCCGUACGUCCGCUACACCCUCCAGCUUGGCCAGGGACUGGAACCGGUGCACCACCUCCUUAUCAACCCAAGGACCAACAGCUCCAGCGCGCCCCACAAGUGGGACCGAAGCCCAGGCCGACCACAUCCCCAAAUCGCUCCAAUGGGAAAGCUGCAGAAAUUAGUUCACCACCUCAAAUCUACAACAUAGCAAGGCAAAUUGAUCAAAAUCACUCACAAGGUGAGCCCCCACCCUCUGCUCCCACCCAAUCCCCAGCUCCAGGCAAUGCUGGACCUCAGUUCGUCAGCGACAACCCCAGUUUAGCUCGUGUCCAGCAAAUCAUGGCAAGAGUGCUGCUGCUUCAGGAAGAUGUUGAUGAAUUUGUGGGAAAAAAAACAGACAAGACUUAUAGAUACCUGGAGGAACUUCUUACCAAAGAGCUGCUUGAGCUGGACUCUGUAGAGACUCUGGGACUUGAAAAUGUCCGGCAAGCGCGAAAGGAGGCUGUGCAAAGGAUCCAGGCCAUUCUUGACCAGCUGGAAAGGAAGGCUUUCUAAAGUAGGUCAUGAACCAGCUUGAUGGGCCUCAGACCCUCCCGGCUUCUUCCAGAUCUUUGAACUAGAGCGUCUAAAUACAUUUUUCAAUGACCCAGUAGGCUGUUGGUUACAUGUGACGCAGUGCCAAUGCAGUAGAUCAAGAAGCUGUUUUUUUUGUACAUAUCAUAAGAAACUGUCAAAUCAGUCAGUUACUGAAUUUGGAUUUUUGGUAGUCUGACUGAUACAGGAAGAGGGAAUUAUCAUCUGUUGCUAAUCUCCAACAAGUGAUUCAGAAUCAAGUGAUCACCCUGCUGUCCCUGCGUGUGUGUGUGUGUCAGUUUUAAUGUGGUUCUUUGCUCCUCACAACAUGCACAUUGCCUUAACUGCCCAUGAGUGUUUGUCACAGUUCUCUUGCACGGUCACAUCGUCAUCGAUAUCCGUCAUCAAAGCAAUCACAGUACCGUAGUUCAGUGUGUUUUGUUUCCGCUGUGCUCUGCCCUGCAUGAAUAAUACUCUUGCAACCUCUGUGAACCCGUAAUUGGACCAUAAAGAUGGAACCAUAAAAAAAAAAAAAUCUGAAAAUUAUUGUCAUCUCUUUGUUUUUGGGCUUAUGCUGCAGUUUCCAACUCAAAUGUUUAAAUUAAAUUUAUAUGUUGAAACUAUCCUCAUACCUUCAUGCAUUGAGCACAUUUUCCCAAAUAUCCAUUAGAAUUGUGAAGAACUCAGUUAAUGUCAAAAUCGGUUCUAUCAUUGUUGCCACCAUACUUGCAAUGUCACACAAUCCUUCCAAGUAUAGUGGAAGACAAAUGUCCCACUUAAACAUUGCGGCAGUGGUGACAAAAUACCCUAUAUCAGGAGAUGUUUAAUAUAUUUAGAAAAUGUAUUGCAUGGGAAAUUUAUCAUUUGUCUUAUGCACCUAUUCAUUUUGUUUGUGUGUACUGUUACAUGAAGCCCAACUGUAAAAUGUCAGGUGUAAUGCAUGUUUCCAACACAAAAUGGAGAUAUAUGGCUGACUAUAAAAAGAAUAAAUAAAUACAUCUGUAAAAAAACAAA
Molecule: messenger RNA, 2361 nt
Organism: Syngnathus acus (greater pipefish)
Lineage: Eukaryota; Metazoa; Chordata; Actinopteri; Syngnathiformes; Syngnathidae
Gene: bag4
Product: BCL2 associated athanogene 4
Exons: 5
Coding region: 247-1329 (360 amino acids)
Biological process (GO): protein stabilization
Cellular component (GO): cytosol; cytoplasm; nucleus
Molecular function (GO): adenyl-nucleotide exchange factor activity; protein-folding chaperone binding
Source: RefSeq, a predicted model, not a curated record